ACAAUUCGUCAGUUUUCUGUCCCUCUGCUAGUACUUGCCAGUUCCCCAUGGCGGCCCAACCCAACGCCAACCCACGCCUCGACCACCUCUCGCGCGUCCUCGCCUCCGACCGCCCGCCCCCGCCGGCGGCCGCCGUCCACGGGCACCUCAUCCGCGCGCACGGCGACACACCUCCCCCGGUGAUCCGCGCCGCCCUGAACCGCGCCAUCCGCCGCCUGUCCAAACCGCGCCCCCUCGCCGCGCUGCGCCUGCUCCUCCUCAUGCCGCGCCUGCCCGUCUCCCCGGACCACUACACCCUCCCCUUCUCGCUCAACGCCGCCGCCUCCCUCGGCCUCCUCCGUCUCGGCGCGUCGCUGCACGCCGUCGCGCUCCGCCUCGCGCUCGCCCCCUCCUGCCUCCCCGUCGCCAACGCCAUCGUCGACCUCUACGCCAAGUGCAGCGACCUCCCGGCCGCGCACGCCGCGCUCGCCAGCAUCCCAUCCCCUGACGCUGUCUCGUUCAAUUCCUUACUCUGCACCCACGCCCGCUUCGCUGCUGUGCCCGCCGCCGAGUCCCUCUUCACCUCCAUGCCAUCCAGAACCCAGGUCUCAUGGAACGCCAUGGUGGUCGUGUACGUCAAUGCCGGUGACUUCGCUUCUGCUCGCCGCGUGUUUGAUGAAAUGCCUGCCAGGGAUUUGGCGUCGUGGUCGGUGUUGAUUGUGGGGUACUGCAAGCACGGGUUCAUGCCGAGCGCGCGGGAGCUGUUUGACAAAAUGCCUAAGAAAGAUCUUGUGACAUGGACGGCGAUGAUAAAUGGGUACGCUCAAAAUGGUCGGCCUGAGGAUUCACUUGCAUCGUUUAGGAAACUGGAGGCUGCUGGGAUUGAGCCAGAUGCAGCCACCAUGGUCGGAGUUAUCUCGGCCGCUUCGCAGAUAGGCAGCAUGGAAUUAGCUGGGCAGAUUGGAGCUAUUGUUGACAAUAGGAGGAUUGAAAGGAAUGAGAAGGUGCUCACGGCACUGGUAGAUAUGCACGCCAAGUGCGGGAAUGUCGAGCAGGCUCUCAAUGCUUUUAGGGAGAUUGAACAGCCGGAUGCAUACCCUUACACUGCACUUAUUAGUGGGCUGGCGACUCAUGGGCAUGCGAAGCUGGCACUUCAAGUGUUUGAAAGGAUGCAAGCUCAGGCAGUGAGACCUGAUCCGAUCACUUUUGUCGGCGUGCUUACUGCGUGCAGCCAUGCAGGGCUUGUUGAUUUGGGUCUGGACUAUUGGGAAGCAAUGGUGCAGGAUUAUGGGAUUAACCGUCGGGCAGAUCACUAUGCCUGUGUUGUAGACAUGCUUGGUCGUGCUGGGAGGCUUCAGGAGGCUUUUGAGAUGAUCCAAACAAUGCCAAUGGGGCCCCAUCCAGGUGCUCUUGGAGCCCUGCUGAGUGCGUGCAAGACGCAUGACAAUGUUGAAAUUGCAGAAGUUGUUGCAGAUAAGCUUUUUGAGUUGGAACCUCGAAAUACUGGGAACUAUAUAAUGUUGUCAAGCAUAUAUGCUGGGAAAGAACAAUGGGAGGAGGCAGAAAGAGUUAGGUCGCUGAUGAAAACGAAAUUGCCCUUCAAACAGCCAGGGUCUAGUUGGGUUUAGAUCAACAGGAGUGUGGCAGGAUGUCCCCGAGGAGCUGAAAAACACCAAAAACAUCUUUCUUUGUGAUAUGUGUAUUCUGGCGAGAUACUGAUACACAGGCAAUUGAACUGUCAGGAGUGCUGCUAAGGAUCAUAAUGCUACCAAGCCAUGCGGGGCUUGUUGAUUUAGAUUCAGACUAUUGGGAAGCAACGGUGUAGUAUUAUGGGAUGAACCAUUGGGACUGAUCACUAUGCCUGUGUUAUAGACAUGCUUGGCUGUGCAGGGAGGCUUGAUGAGGCUUUUGAGAUGAUUCAAACUAUGCCAAUUGAGCCCCAUCCAGGAGCUCUUGGCGUGCUGAGUGCAUGCAAGAGUCACGACAAUGCUGAGAUUGCAGAAGUUGUUGCAAAUAAUCUUUUGGAGUUGGAACCUCGAAACACUGGGAACUAUGUACUGCUGUCGAGCAUAUAUGCUGGGAAAGAACAAUGGGAGGAAGCAGAAAGUGGUAGGUCACUGAUGAAAACAAAAUUACAGUUCAAACAGCCAGGGUCUAGUUGGGUUGAGGAUUAACACAAGGAGUGUAGCACUCUUUGUUAUAUGUAAAUUCUUGUAAAACAGUGCAAGUAUCCAGGCAUCAAACAGAGCCAAUUGAAGUGUCAGGAGGGCAGCUACGGAUCAUAAUGCUAUGAAGGUACACCUUUGCUUUUUCACAGCUCAUGUUAUCUAUGGGAAUCGCCGUGAGAAUUUUUUAUUUUAUUGAGCCGCGUUUCCACUGUAAGUUUGUCAUCUACAACGGGUUGAUGUUGCUGAGCAUAACUAAUCCUACAAUUUGAGCUAUGCGUCUUAGACAGAGUGUUUGAACAAGAUAUUUUAAUUUAAUGUAUGGAUGGAAGUAAAUAUAGCAGUUUGAACUCUACAUUGUAGUGCUUACAACUAUAAGGAUUCAGCUAGAGAUUUUUUAAUAUGCUCAGUGUGCAACACCAGGUCCGUUGCAAAUUAGUGAGAUCAGAAAGCAACAAUUUUCUCCUGAAGAUUGAAAUGAUUAUUUACAUCAUGCACUCCACACAGAUGGGUGUAUAUUGUCCAGAACGAUAGGUAAAAAUCAUCUUAAGCAGAACUGCAGAAGAACUAUAGUAACUGUUUUUCUCCAUGGUGGUUAUCCACUUCCACAAAGGGUGUUCAUCCCAUAUUGUACACUAAUGAUAGCAUGCUAAUUGCUGCAUUUUUUUCAGGGUAUUCCUCAGCUUGACUUCACUUCCUCAAUCGCACGUUUUAACUCAUCAAUCUUCGCACCGGUGACCU
Lolium perenne is the source of this 2885-nucleotide messenger RNA. Its product is annotated as putative pentatricopeptide repeat-containing protein At3g49142. Lineage: Eukaryota; Viridiplantae; Streptophyta; Magnoliopsida; Poales; Poaceae. Gene Ontology annotation, molecular function: RNA binding; protein binding. The record is from RefSeq and is a predicted model, not a curated record. Gene Ontology annotation, biological process: RNA modification.